GCGCCAUUAUUGUGAACGAAAAAGAGAAAAAAACUGUUUGGUGUUUUUUGUUUGGUGUUAGAAAAUUAUUCAAAUUAGCAUCAAACGAAAAAAAAUUGAAGGAUGAGUUCGCAAAGACUGAAAAGCCCGAGAAUUCGGACCUUUGUUCAAGAAUCCGAGAACAAAAGGCAUGGUUCAGAAUCUCCUGAACCACGUUCGAACAAAAAUCAUAUCCAGAAAAACAAAAUCGCUCUUAAAGACUUGACUAACAAAAACUUGGUAAAUACUCCAUUAAAAAAUAUGGGUAAUGCUUCAGAUAAGGACACAGAAUAUGAAAAAGAACAAGCAAUUACAAAGCCACAAGUUGGACGACAAACCAGAAGUAAAGGAAAGGUUGAUGUCACAUUGAAUUCUACCGAGAACCAAACAAAAAGCAGGACGAAAAAUUCUUUAAAGAAAGCCAAAAUUUCUGGAGUUGAUGAAGUUGAAGAAACAGUAAAUGUUGGAGAAAAUCUGAGCAAUGCAAGAAAAUUACCACAACCUUCAAGAAAAGCGGCCAAAGAGUCUGCAGAUUCAUGCCAGCGUUCCUCAGAAGCCAGCAAGACUCACUCACUCAAAGAAACCCUGCAAACACUAGAAGAAGAACCAUCAGAUCACGAGGAAGAGGAUAUCGUCCUGAAACCCAAGAAAUCCUCAGCAGCUAAAGAGACUAGCCAGACUUCCUUGCCUAAAGAAAUUCUACAACCAAUUCAAGAAGAACUUUCAGAUAUUGAAAAAGAAGAUAAUUUGCCGAAACCCCAAAAUUCAUCCAACAAAGUCCCAUCCACAUUGCCUUUAGAUUCAGAAAUGGAGAUAUUCGAAUCACCCAGAUCAACUAGGCGGCUGAGGAGUAUGGACACAUCACAGAACACUGAGAACGAGCCGCUCCACAAUCUGAGAUCACCUAAACCUACAGCCAAGAAUGCUAAUUCCAAGGAAACACCUGUUCGUCAGACUCGAUCUCAAGUUACAGAGUCUCCUGUCCUGAGAAGCACUAGAAAGAAUAACGCAGCACCAGCUUCUGCUACAAAGAACAAACCGAAAAGAAAAACCGUAUUGGAGAGAUGGUUGGAAGAGGCUGGAGAUACAAUUUUACCAGGUGGUUCAUCCAGAACAUGUCGGCAAUCGUCUCGCUUACAAUCGAUUCAAUCCAAUGUCUCAUCCAGUUCUUCCAUGCUCUCCUUCAAGUCUCCUAAACACGACACGAAAUCACCAAGUUCUAAACUAAUGUCACCCAAAAGCGGAUCAAAGUUCAAGUCUCCUAAAUCAGCAUCAAAGACACCCAAGAAAGUUCCAGUUUGGAAGACGGAGCCCAAGCCUGAAGCUUUCAAAUCGGCACCUGAUGAUGUUUACGGAUUCGAAUGCGAUCCUUCCGACUGCAAACCUGUCAAGAAGAAAAGGACCAGAAAGCCUAAAAAUGACGACAACGAUAUUUUCAAAUCAAGCAGAGUCAAAGCAGCAGCCUCCAAACCGACCAAACGUUUACAAAGAACCGCCGUACCACUCGCUGAAAAGCCCAAAACUCCGAUCAAAUCCAAACCAAUUGAAAAGCCUAAAACUCCCGUCCGAUCUAAACCAAUUGAAAAGGAUUUGCCAAUGAACACAACCAACCUACUCAAAUCUGUCGCCGAAAAACUCAACAACCUGGUGCAGCCGGACAAAACAUCUGAAUUGGAAGACGUGGUGUCCAUCUUAAACUUUUCGCCCAUCGCCAAUCAUUCGUCUACAGUUUACGAUACCACUCUACCCGAAGAAAUGGAUUUUGACCAGCACCAACCGUGUCUGGAUGAAAAGUCGACCUCUGGCGUACUGGCUGGAGAUUUCGAAGGAGAACAAACUACCGAUAUGACUCGUGAUUCUCAAGUUGAAAUGGAAAUGCAAAAACUGUUUGGAUUUGAACAAGAGCCCGAGCCGACCAAUUCCACUAAAGUAAUUGAAAGUAAACUCGUCAAAUCUACACCCAUUAGACAAGAAACAGUUGCCGAUUGUUUCUCGUCUGUUUCGCCCGUUCGUAAACUCUCCAAGGCUAUACGAAAGUCCAUCAAUCGUCCAGCCCGCAUCGAUGAAAAUGUGGCGCGUGAUUUGAUUCGUGGUAUCCGACCUCUCGAGCCAGUCAAACCAAAGUCGACCAAAUUGGUGCAGUACAUUCAAGUAGUGGGUGAGAAUCACGUGAACGAAGAAAAUGCCGUUGGUAAGAAAGUUGUUGUCCCUCCUACACCGCCCACAGUUUUCGACGAGCCUCCUAGGAAGUCCUAUUCGAAACGUGACUUGCGGAUAGCCAAACGAAAAAUACUCUUGGAAACCGAAGAUUUCGAUGAUUUCGGGGAUGUCGAUGAAACCCCCAAAAAGUUGAAGAAGCGAACUGGACAAAAGAAGAACAAACGCGACAAGGAAGAGGAGCAAUGGUGCAAAGUGAUGAAUUCGCACUUUGAAGAUAUCGAAAAGUUUAAUCUGUCAAGUUAAUUUAAAACAUGUCUCUCGUUUCCAUAUAGAACGUUCCAAAUA
Molecule: messenger RNA, 2523 nt
Organism: Daphnia pulicaria
Lineage: Eukaryota; Metazoa; Arthropoda; Branchiopoda; Diplostraca; Daphniidae
Product: RNA polymerase II degradation factor 1-like
Exons: 3
Coding region: 103-2481 (792 amino acids)
Source: RefSeq, a predicted model, not a curated record